UAAUUUUAUUCCGAAGCCAAACGCCCAAAGUCGUCCACGUAGCGUUCGCGUUUGAAUAAAGUCAUAAAAAUGCAUCAUGGUGUAGUAAAAACAGUAAACAACUCACGACAGUGUGAGAAGAAAGCUAUGAAGCGUGCGACAAGGCAGGCGACUACAUUAUGCUGAAAGAUGGGAGAGAAAGUACUGAAGACGAAACCUGACCAACGGCACUUGCAGACGUCGAUCGCUACUUGGAUGCGUGAGGACUUUUAGUUCAAGUUCAAAUUCGUCGCGCUGAUGGCGUUUCGUUCGGUGUGGUGUCUAGCCUUAUCGUGUUUAGUGCUGGAAGGCGUAGUUUCUCGCACGAUGGCCAACGAAAGCAAUAGUACAGUGCAGUAUUGGGACCUGACUAGCGAGAACCUUACUAUUCCGGGACGCUUUGCUUGGAAUGAUAGUUUAAUGAUUGAUCCAAAUGGUUUUAUAGGAAAGGCACCGUUGCUUAACAGUGGCGUAUGGACAUGGAUCACGACUGUGUUUGGAAUGCCUAUUUUUAGUGUAUUUGCGUACAGGGCAGCCCCUCGUAAUUGUGCACCUUGCUCAUGUGGGACAAAUGCAAAUAAUUCAAAAAUUGUCGGUGGUCACGAAGCUGAGAUCGGGCGUUACCCGUGGAUGGUGGCACUGUACUACAACAACCGGUUUAUUUGCGGAGGAUCCUUGAUCAACGAUCGGUACGUCCUGACGGCAGCGCACUGUGUGUUUGGUAGCGAUCGGUCGCGUUUUAGCGUGAAAUUUUUGAUGCACGACCGCACAGUUCCCAAGGAGGAUUCAUUCGAGCGUAAGGUGUCCUACAUAAUGACGAACUGGUUCUUGAACGUGCUCGUCUUCAUUACGAACGACGUAGCUCUUUUGAAACUGAGCGAACCAGUACCACUGGGCGAAACAAUUAUCCCAGUGUGCUUACCACCGGAAGGCAACACAUACGCUGGACAGGAGGGAAUCGUGACCGGCUGGGGUAAGUUGGGUGAUGGUACGUUUCCCAUGAAACUGCAGGAAGUACACGUGCCGAUACUGUCGAACGAGCAGUGUCACAACCAGACGCAGUACUUCCGGUUCCAGAUCAACGAUCGUAUGAUGUGUGCUGGGAUUCCCGAGGGUGGUAAGGACUCCUGCCAAGGUGACAGUGGAGGACCGAUGCACGUGUUCGAUACCGAAGCAAAUCGGUUCGUGAUUGCGGGCGUCGUAUCGUGGGGCUUCGGCUGUGCCCAACCACGGUUUCCGGGCAUAUACGCCCGAGUGAACCGAUUCAUUUCGUGGAUUAACUUCAAUACUCGAGAUGCGUGUACGUGCAAGUAAAGCGAUGCUUUGUUCUGGACACACGCCGAAUAAACAACGUACCUGAAAUGGAAACAAGGAGCAAUUCGAAGAGGGUCGAAAGGAGGAGGAUCGAAAGAAAAGGUUUGUGGAAGUACAGUGCAGCUUGCUGUAACGCCGAGCAACGUGUCCAUUAGCCGUGUCCACUUGACCGGUGAAUGCCUUGUGUUUGAGAUUGUUUAAAUAAAGCUUUUACUUGCACUUGAUCGCGAUCACGGUGAUGAUUUAUCUUGGUCGAAAGGUGAAAGCUCUUGAUGGAGGACUUUUUCUCACCUUCGUACGAGGUUCUGGUGAGUAAUUUUGCCGGUUGAAAUCCAAUGAACAUUGCACAAGAUGUUAAAAAAUGCCAAGCUGUUAAAGUUCAGCGCACCCGCAUUCUACAGCAACAGCAACAGGAAGAGUUACGAUCGUAUGUGAGGCAUCCAUUUUAUCUCUGUGUUAUUUUUGGGAGAAAGAAACACUCUAGCCCAGUGACUCAUUCUGUGAAGGUAAUGUUACCCACGUUUUCUUUAGUCGAGAUAUGGCAGUUCAAUGUUCAAAUGAUCUUGAACUUGUCGUUCGGCGAAGUUACCUUUGCGUCACUUAUCUUGCAUCCGGUGCUAUUGAAUAUUGGCUGACCGAUAAUUGUUUGACAAAACAAUUUGAACUUCCUUGUAAGUAGUAAAUUGAAAAUAAAACUGAAA
Messenger RNA from Anopheles coluzzii, 2033 nucleotides. RefSeq names its product trypsin-1-like. The transcript is spliced from 3 exons. The record is from RefSeq and is a predicted model, not a curated record. Gene Ontology annotation, biological process: proteolysis. The coding region runs from base 277 to 1332 and encodes 351 amino acids. Lineage: Eukaryota; Metazoa; Arthropoda; Insecta; Diptera; Culicidae. Gene Ontology annotation, molecular function: serine-type endopeptidase activity.